Micropterus salmoides (largemouth bass) is the source of this 1570-nucleotide messenger RNA. RefSeq names its product twinfilin actin-binding protein 1a (gene twf1a). The transcript is spliced from 9 exons. Gene Ontology annotation, cellular component: myofibril; actin filament; cytoplasm. Gene Ontology annotation, biological process: actin filament depolymerization; barbed-end actin filament capping; positive regulation of neuron projection development. The record is from RefSeq and is a predicted model, not a curated record. Lineage: Eukaryota; Metazoa; Chordata; Actinopteri; Centrarchiformes; Centrarchidae. The coding region runs from base 1 to 1053 and encodes 350 amino acids. Gene Ontology annotation, molecular function: actin filament binding; actin monomer binding.
AUGUCACAUCAAACGGGAAUUCAAGCGGGUAAUGAUGUGAAGGAUAUCUUUGCCAAUGCCAGGGGAGGAGACCACUAUCGAGUCUUAAAGAUCGUCAUUGAGGAUGAGCAGCUGAGUCUGGGUGCCACCAAGAAAGCAUCAAAGAAGUGGGACCAGGAGUAUGAUUCCUUGGUGCUGCCACUCCUCCAGGAUGACGUGCCCUGCUAUAUUCUGUACCGGCUGGAUUCAACUAACAACCAGGGCUACGAGUGGAUCUUCUUGGCCUGGUCACCGGACCAGUCUGCUGUGCGACAUAAAAUGUUAUAUGCUGCUACCAGAGCCACAAUCAAGAAAGAGUUUGGAGGUGGCCACAUCAAGGAUGAGAUUUUCGCUACAACAAAGGAUGAUUUGAAUCUCAGUGGAUACAGGAAAUACCUGACCUCGCAGGCUGCUCCCCUUCCCCUCACUGCUGCAGAGGAGGAACUGAGACGGAUUAAAUUAAAUGAGGUGCAGACGGACAUCAGUGUAGAUACCAAGCAGCAGACUCUGCAGGGAGUGGCCUUCCCUAUUCACAAAGACGCCAUUGCAGCUCUUGAACGUUAUAGGGACAAAAAAAUCAACUACGUACAACUGCAAGUAGAUGCCGAACAGGAGCUGAUUCGGUUGUGCAGCACUGAACCAACAGAGGUGAAAGACCUGCCAAUGAGAAUCCCGAAAGAUUCUGCACGUUACCACUUCUUCCUCUACAAACAUUCCCACGAAGGCGACUACUUAGAGUCCACAGUCUUCAUUUAUUCUAUGCCCGGGUACAAUUGUGGCAUCCGAGAGAGGAUGCUGUAUUCCAGCUGCAAAAAUCCCUUGGUUGACAUGGUGGAAAACAAUCUCCAGAUUGAGAUUGAGAGAAAGUUGGAGAUUGAUAAUGGGGAUGAUCUGACCAGUGAUUUCCUGUACGAGGAGGUGCAUCCCAAGCAGCAUGCACACAAGCAGGCCUUUGCCAAGCCCAAAGGCCCGGCUGGGAAGAAAGGUGGCCGCCGCAUCACCCGGCCACCCACAGACAAAGAGGAAGAAGAUUGAACCAACCUCAGCACCCGGCCACCACCUCCACCCCGAGCACGUUCCAUAGUGGAACAUUGCCGUGAUGGGGGAAAUCAUAUUUGACACGCUUGUUUAAAAGAAUAAGUCAACAACUUCAAAUUCUCACAAAGUUCACCAGAGACCCAACUAUGCACGCCAAGGACAACUGAGCAAUGACACACUUCAGAAUUUCCAUUUGUAGCUUGCCAAAUGGAAGCAUAUUCAUGUAUGUUAGUAGUCACAAAAAUUAAUUUACAAUGAUUCAAAAAGGCUCAAAGACAAACUUGAGGUUUUUACAUUUAUGCCAACUCUGAGACUUACAUAAAUGUUAGCGCGACUAAUGUGAACUUAUGCCAAUAUGAUGAAAUUCCCCCAUUUUGAGUUCACGUGCUCUAAUUCCUAACUUGCAUUCCUUAAGUCUGUGUCAAUUAAUGUUUUUGUGUCUAAUGUGUUGAAUAUAUGUCUUCUACUGUUUGCACAAAAGGUGCUCCAAAGCAGAAAAGAUAUGGUUAUUCCA